AGCGUCAUCCUUUUCUGAUGUAGAGCGGCGCAGCGGCCCUUUCUUUGCUGCUCUACGGUUUGUUUCCCCUCGCGCUGUCCGUUCGUAUCCCGGUUUUCCCCCCCUCGGCUCUGAAUUAUUUCUCUUAACCAUGACUCGAAAGUCGCCACUUCUCGCCGCUUGCCUGCUGCUGUUUCUGGCGGCCGUGAGCCGGGAGGUUUCAGCGGACGGUUUGGUGAACGAGGAGGUGAAGAGGACAGUGGACCUGGGCACUCAUCUGGCCAAGAUCACCGCGGAGAUCGUCCUGUCCAACCAGGGACACUCUGCCGUGCACAGCUUCGUGUUAGCGGUGGAGGCUGACGUGGCCCCGCACCUGGCGUACAUCGGAGCUUCGGUGAAGGGUGAUGAGGAGGAGGAUGGGACACUUGAACUUCAACAGACAACAAUUCAGGGCCAAAGUGGGGUUUUUUACAAAGUGCAGCUGCCCUCCAGUCUGGCAGCGGGUGCUCAGCUGAAAGCGAAGGUGGAGAUGACAUUAAGCCACGUCCUGAGGCCCUUCCCCACACACAUCACACAGGCUGAGCGCCAGCUGGUGGUCUUUCAGGGGAACCACUACCUGUACUCCCCGUAUCCCACCCGCAGCCAGACGACGCGUGUCCGCCUGGCCUCCAAGACUGUGGAGACUUACACCAAGCUGGGCAACCCCAGCAAGAAUGACGAGAUCAUCGAGUACGGACCUUUCCGUGACGUGGCGCCGUUCAGCGAGGAUAUAAUGAAGAUCCAUUACGAAAACAACUCGCCCUUCCUCACCAUCAGUAGCAUCACCCGAACCAUUGAAGUCUCUCACUGGGGUAACAUUGCCGUAGAAGAGACUAUCGACUUGAGGCACACGGGAGCCAUCCUGAAGGGGCCCUUUUCACGCUAUGAUUAUCAGCGUCAGUCAGACAGCGGCAUCUCAUCUGUCAAGUCCUUCAAGACUAUCCUCCCUGCCUCCGCUCAGGAUGUCUACUACAGAGAUGAGAUUGGCAACAUCUCCACCUCCCAUCUGCAGGUUCUGGAGGAUUCAGUGGAGGUGGAGGUCAGGCCUCGCUUCCCCUUGUUCGGAGGCUGGAAGACCCACUACAUGAUCGGCUACAAUCUGCCCAGCUAUGAGUACCUCUACACCCUGGGUGACCAGUAUGCACUGAAGAUGAGACUAGUUGACCAUGUGUACGAUGACCAGGUGAUUGACUCUCUCACUGUGAAAAUCAUCCUGCCAGAGGGAGCCAGAAACAUCCAGGUGGAUACACCUUACAAGAUUGAUCGCAUGCCAAACCAGCUGCACUAUACAUAUCUGGAUACGUUUGGCCGACCAGUGCUGAUCGCCACGAAGAACAACCUGGUGGAGCAUCACAUUCAGGAUGUUGUGGUUCAUUAUAACUUCAACCGGAUCCUGAUGCUGCAGGAGCCUCUCUUGGUUGUAGCGGCCUUCUACAUCCUCUUCUUCACCGUCAUCAUCUAUGUCCGCCUGGACUUUGCCAUCACAAAGGACCCUGCGGCUGAGGUGCGCAUGAAGGUGGCCUCCAUCACGGAGCAAGUGCUGACUCUGGUCAACAAGCGUCUGGGUCUGUACCGACACAUGGACGAGGUGGUCAAUCGCUACAAGCAGUCCCGCGACACCGGGGCGCUCAACAGCGGCCGGAAGACCCUGGAGGCCGACCACCGCACCCUCACCAACGAAAUCAGCUCGCUGCAGGCGCGCCUCAAAGCCGAGGGCUCCGACUUGGCCGAUAAGGUCGGGGAGGUGCAGAAGCUGGACGGCCAGGUGAAAGAGCUGGUGUGUCGCUCCUGCCAGGAGGCGGAGCGGCUGGUGGCGGGAAAGGUGAAGAAGGAAGCUUACAUCGAGAGCGAGAAGACUCUGACCGCCAAGAGACAAGAGCUCGUCGGCCGCAUCGACAGUCUGCUGGAUGCCCUCUAAACUGCUCCGGCCACACUAGCACACAGACACGCGCCACCCCUGAUACAAUAUACGACCGACUGUUUGUAUGAAUGAGAGUUAAAAGGAAAUGUGACACAAAUGCUUACACUUUUUUUUUUUACCAUGUUUGAACCCAGACAUGGACAAUUGACAUCUCAUCUCUGGUAGUGAUGGGUUUAUCCAAACAUGUGUGCCUUGUGAUAAACUUGAGGUCACUGCACGCUCAGCUUUACAGCAGCUACGACACAACUUUGGGCUUUUUUUUGUUUGUCUGUUUUUGAGGUUGUUGAGCUACAAUUAAAAUGUCGCACUGCUCAGACUUGACACCUGAUUUUGAUGUUCAAAUUUGGACUUUUUUUUUUUUUCUCCCCUCUUCAGUGUGUAUGGUUAUGGGACUUUUAUUUUGGAAACUAAUAGGAGAAGGGCCCACCUGUUUUCGUUCUCAUGUCUUUCCUCACAUUAUGCCUCAUUCUAAGAUUGAAUCACCUCUAGCUCUCAAGUAUUAAGGUAAUCUUUAUCCAAUCAUGUCUCUUUUGCACUUUUUUUUUUUUUUUUUUUCUACUCGCCCAUGACUGACGUUUAUAUUUGGACAAAUUUAAAGCUCUGACUCAUCGUCUCAAAUGUUUGUUUUUGAUGUUCCUCAAUCAUAUUUUCUACAUUUUGUAUGAUUUUCUUUGUUUUGUAAGUGGUGGUGUUUUGAACAUGAGAUUAGUAAAAACAUGAGAUUAGGUUGUAUGUGAGAAACGACAUGGGAGGGGGGGACACAGGUUUGCAAAAUGGGCAAUGUUAUGGAAAGCUGUCAAAUUUGAAAUAAAGUUUUGAGAAACAUUAUUUAGAAUGUUUUAUUUUUUUAGAUCAAUCAGCAGGUGUAUGAAGACAGACAUUGGAGUUUUACUUUACAGCUGGUGCAUUAGUUCAUUUGGGGAAGCAGUACCCUUGGUUAAUCAAAAGAGGGCGCACCUGUAUCAAGAACCACCACCUAACCAUAUUGGAGACUUUCUUCUGUUCAACAACUACACUGCAUUUUAGAACCUGACAUUUAAUACUCUGAAGAUAAAAUGUCAUCCUAAAAUAAAAGUCUGUGAUAUAUGCACUA
Anarrhichthys ocellatus (wolf-eel) is the source of this 3032-nucleotide messenger RNA. RefSeq names its product ribophorin I (gene rpn1). Gene Ontology annotation, cellular component: oligosaccharyltransferase complex; membrane. The record is from RefSeq and is a predicted model, not a curated record. The transcript has 10 exons. Lineage: Eukaryota; Metazoa; Chordata; Actinopteri; Perciformes; Anarhichadidae. The coding region runs from base 131 to 1936 and encodes 601 amino acids.